UUGACGAUACACGAGGCAAGACAAUUCUUCGAUUUAUCAUAUGCAAAUGUAGCCCAUUUGAUCUGUAUAAUAUGUUGGACGGUGCGGCUGAUUUGUCGAGCCACGUCAAUGGAAUCGUGAGCUCCAACUGGGUCAUUUUCUGUAAGCGGAACUGGCGAUGCGGGAUAAUCCAGAAAUUGAGUUAAGGUGCUGCAUUAUGUGCUAACCUAGAAGUACAAAGGGUGUUGUCGAUUAAGAUAGCAGGACGGCUAAAUAACUGUUCUUAGAUCCAUUAACUUGCACACAUACACAAUAUUGUAUAUUCUUAUCCUGAUGAACCAACUUAGUGAUUAAGUUUUCUCUCAUUGGCAUUUGGUUUGACUAGCUUCAAAACAGGAAAGGUCCUCCUCAAUUUAAGAUAUCUGAGAGAGAGAGAGAGAGGGUGAGAGAUUAGAGGGGAGUCUCAUCUUUAUUUUCUCCCCUAUUUUUAGCCACAUUAACGUCUGGUACAAAUUCUUCACUGAUAUGGGAGGAACAAAACAGCUACUGAAUGUUUUUCACUUGUAGAAGAGAGAACCACCAGAUUAUAUUGUUCAGAAGCUUUGGUCAAACACAUUUCCGCAGUUAUUGUUUCCUACAACCAAAAAGCAAAAGGAAAGAAGCAUUGAGCUCUUGUCACAGAGAAGAAAGAAUGUGGGUCGGAAAGAGUCAUGUGGAGAAGAGAACCAGUGCCAGGAACGGAUUAGUCGCCGUUGCCGUCGACAAGGACAAAGGCAGCCAAUGUGCCAUCCGAUGGGCUGGCGAUAAUCUCCUCUCCAGGGGCCAAACUGUCAUCCUCAUUCAUGUUCAUGGCGACUCCUCUCUUUCAUCCCCCCAACAGAAGCAGAACCUUGACAAGCCAACCAAGGACCUGUUUCUCACCUUCCAUUGUUAUUGCACUCGAAAAGAUAUACAUAGCCUAGAUGUUGUACUGGAAGACACAGACGUGGUCAGAGCACUUACUGACUAUGUCUCUUAUGCUGCAAUUGAAUCCUUGGUUCUUGGUGCUUCAUCGCGGCAUGGCUUCAUCAGAUUAAAGUCUUCUCAUAUCCCAAGCAGCGUCUCAAAAGGGGUACCGGAUUUCUGCACCGUUUAUGUCAUCUCCAAGGGAAAGGUCUCUUCUGUGCAGCGAGCUUCUCGUCCAGCCCCUCAUGCCUCCCCUCUUCUUGAUCAAAUACAGACCCACAAAGAGAAAACAGCCGGUUCUGAAAACCACUUGCAGAACAGUUUAAGAGAAAGACCCCUACCUAGACCUCUCAGCAGGCAACACCAGUCCAUCAAGUCAACAUGGGAUAGAGGAAGGUCAACUGGAUAUGUAGCGGGAAUAAUGUCAGAACCGGAUUCUGACAUAUCAUUUGUCAGCUCGGGAAGGCCAAGUACAGAAUGCUCGUCUUCCAUGUUCUAUGACCAUAGUCCAAGGCUUUCCACCAGUCCUGAUAGGUUCUCUGUUCAUUCACUGCACAAGUUCGCCGACCUCAAUUCUCUGCAUGAAUUUUCAUCAGCUUCAUAUGACAGUGGACGGACAUCAAGUACAUCACAUAACAUGGAUGAAGUCGAAGCUGAAAUGAGGAGGCUGAAGUUAGAACUUAAGCAAACAAUGGAACUGUAUGGUACAGCAUGCAAAGAAGCACUCACAGCAAAACAGAAGGAAAUGGAGAUGCAUUGCUGGAGACUGGAAGAAGAGCGACGUCUUGAAGAGGCACGAUUUGCUCAGGAAGCUGCAUUCUCAAUUGUAGAAAAGGAGAGAGCUAAAUGCAAAGCAGCCAUUGAAGCAGGCGACGCAUCACAGAAGAUAGCAGAAUUGGAAGCGCUGAGGAGAGCCAAUGUGGAAAUGAAAGCCCUCAAAGAUGCAGAAGAGAUGAAGAAGGUCUUGGAUUCAUUAAAUCACAGUCAUGCAAGAUGUAGGAUGUACACCAUCGAAGAGAUUGAGGCUGCGACAAAUUCCUUUGAUGAGUCCUACAAGAUUGGGGAGGGAGGUUAUGGGCCAGUCUUCAAGUGUUACCUUGAUCAUACACCAGUCGCAGUUAAAGUUUUACGUCCAGAUGCAGCUCAUGGAAAAUCACAGUUUCAGCAAGAGGUGGAAGUACUUAGCCGCAUAAGGCAUCCCAACAUGGUUCUCCUCUUAGGAGCCUGCCCUGAGCACGGGUGUCUUGUGUACGAGUUCAUGGCCAACGGAAGCUUAGAUGACCGUCUUUUCAGGCGAGGCAAAUCUCCAGUUCUUUCUUGGCAACUUCGAUUCCAAAUUGCUGCAGAGGUAGCCACAGGCCUUAUGUUUCUCCAUCAGACAAAACCAGAGCCUCUAGUCCAUCGAGACCUAAAACCGGGCAACAUUUUGCUCAGUAACAACUACGUCAGCAAGAUCAGCGAUGUUGGAUUGGCAAGGCUAGUUCCUCCUUCUGUUGCUGAAAACGUGACUCAGUACCGAAUGACGUCGACUGCAGGAACCUUCUGCUAUAUCGAUCCUGAAUAUCAACAAACUGGAAUGCUUGCCGUAAAAUCUGAUGUAUAUUCUCUCGGAAUCGUGCUUCUACAAUUAAUCACGGCAAAACCACCGAUGGGUAUCACUCAUCACGUCAGCACAUUUAUAGAAAACGGGAACUUUUCGGAGAUAUUAGACCCUGACGUGCCUAAUUGGCCUGUUGAGGAGGCCUUGUGCAUAGCACAGCUAGCUCUGCAGUGUGCAGAGUUAAGACGAAAGGAUCGGCCUGAUCUUGGCACGGUGAUUUUGCCAGAGCUUAACAGAUUGAGAGAUUUCGCUGAGAAUAUACAGAAUGGCUCAUUAUUAGGUGGCGCCACCACCCCAUCUCCCGAUCACUCUCACAUUUCCAAUGCCCAGGUAAAAACAAAUUCUCUUUACUAAAAUCUGGAAACUGGCCCAAAACAUGCCCCUCCCACUAAGAUCUUUCCUUAAAGCACACUUCUAACAUAAUAAGAAGGCUUUACUUGUUUUAUAAAAUGGUG
Messenger RNA from Syzygium oleosum, 2979 nucleotides. Its product is annotated as U-box domain-containing protein 52-like. Gene Ontology annotation, molecular function: protein kinase activity; ATP binding. The record is from RefSeq and is a predicted model, not a curated record. Gene Ontology annotation, biological process: protein phosphorylation. The coding region runs from base 530 to 2878 and encodes 782 amino acids. Lineage: Eukaryota; Viridiplantae; Streptophyta; Magnoliopsida; Myrtales; Myrtaceae. The transcript has 9 exons.